This is a messenger RNA of Rhododendron vialii, 1230 nucleotides long. Its product is annotated as F-box/kelch-repeat protein At3g23880-like. Bases 1 to 1230 code for a protein of 409 amino acids. The record is from RefSeq and is a predicted model, not a curated record. Gene Ontology annotation, molecular function: protein binding. Lineage: Eukaryota; Viridiplantae; Streptophyta; Magnoliopsida; Ericales; Ericaceae. The transcript has a single exon.
AUGGGAAAGAACAGCACAUCAAAAGCAGCAGAAUCAUGUUUUUCAAACGUUAUCCUUCCGGAAGACAUCGUCGUCGAGAUACUCUCAAGAUUAUCCCUCGCUUCGCUCCAGCGAUUCACCUGCGUUUCGAAGCUGUGGCGUUCUUUGAUCUCUGACGUAUCCGCCGCAAAAGCCAGGUCACCGGCGGUUCUCCUCGUAUCCGGCUCAAGAGCGUGUUCCUUUUCGCCUCGCUCCAUCGACCGACACGACCACGCUUGCGUGGAAAGGGUUUCUGUUCCCUGGAACAUGGAUGAAUUCAUUUCCAGGUUUCGAAUCUUGGGAUCGUGCGACGGGUUGUUGCUUAUGCGUAUCGACGUGGACUUGUUCUUGUGGAAUCCACUGACUGCAUUCUUCAAGAGAGUGCUAGCAUAUGAACCAUUGCGUUAUGACUACAGAGUUCGUUCCGGGCUUUGCUAUGACUCCGCCAGUGAUGAGUACAAGGCCGUUCUCGCGCUCGCCCGUCAUAGUCCCGGUUGGGAUGAUGUUGUGGUUGGUAGUUUCAGAAGCAAGAGUUGGAAACGGAUCGGGUUCCCGUACAAGGUACAUACAGUGGGUUCGGGGCCCGUGGUCAAUGGUAAUAUUCACUGGUUUGCUUCUAGGAAGGAUUCAGGUAUCCUUUCACCCCACCAAAUUAUUUACUUUAAUGCGUGUAUGGAUAAGUUCGAGGAGGUACCAAUGCCAGAGCCUAAAGGAGAGGACGGUGAUAUCAUUUGUGGAUUAGGAGUUUUGGAUGGAUACCUUUGUAUGUCUCGCUCGGACCGUCGUCCAGGCGACAACGAAAGUAAUGUUGAAGUAUUGAUAAUGAAAGAAUACGGUGUGAAAAAUUGUUGGACUACUCUGUUCGUGGUUUCAGAUGGUUUUACCUUUAGUCAUUGUGAUCUGUUGGCGCCAUUAGGCUAUACAAAAAAUGGUAGGGUUCUAACAAAGGUUUACGUAUGUGAGGACCGUGACUGGCAUAUAAAGGCAUUCGAUUUGACCAAAAAUUCUUAUAGGAGAAUUUCGAUACCAAAGGAAAAGGAUCACUAUAUAGAUGUUAUUGUGUAUGAGGAAAGUUUGAUUACACCUAACGACGAUGAUUGGGAAGAGGAAGAGUUUGAAGAGGCGUCGACAUAUGUGGAAUAUAGUCCUCACUCGCGGAAAGUAAUGAGAAGGGCCAGGGCGGGUUACUGGUGGACCACGGUUUACACAUGA